AUGCUGGCUGAAGCUGGUAAGAGUGUGUCAUUAUCCACAGUGAAACGAGUACUGUACCGACAUUGGCUGAAAGGCCACUCUGCCAGGAAGAAGCCAUUACUCCAAAAGAAACAUAAAAAAGCCAGAUUACAGUUUGCAAAUGCACACAGGGACAAAGAUAAUGACCAUCGUUACGUUUGGAGGAAAACGCCUGAGAACACCAUCCCAACUGUGAAAUACGGGGGUGGCAGCAUCAUAUUGUGGGGUUGUUUUGCUGCAGGAGGUACUGGUGCACUUCACAAAAUAGAUGGCAUCAUGAGGAAAGAACAUUAUGUGGAAAUACUGAAGCAACAUCUCAAGACAUCAACUGGAGAUGUGAUUUUAGGUGGACUAUUUACAGUCAAUUUCAUUUCAACUGAUCCUGACCUGUCUUUUACCUCAGAGCCACAAAAGCCUGACUGCUAUGGUUUUGAUAUCAUAGGAUUCAGACUGGCUCAGACCAUGGCAUUCACCAUUGAUGAAAUCAACAGAAAUUCCAACUUGCUGCCUAAUGUGACUCUGGGAUACAGUCUGUAUGAUAACUGCGAUCAACUAGGAAUUGGAUUUCGUGCAGCACUGACCUUAGUUAGUGGUCAAGAAGAGCAAGUUACAUUAGAGGAGAACUGUGUAGGAACUCCUCCAGUUCUAGGGAUUGUGGGAGAUUCUUCUUCUGCACGUUCUAUUGCCAUAUCCACAGUCUUAGGUUUGUACAGCGUGCCUCUGGUGAGUUAUUAUGCCACAUGUUCCUGCCUGAGUGACCGAGAGAAGUUCCCAUCUUUCUUUAGGACGAUCCCAAGUGAUGCUUUUCAGGUGAAUGCUAUGAUUCAGAUUCUAAAACACUUUGGUUGGACUUGGGCAGGUCUGCUCAUCAAGGAUAGUGAUUAUGGAUUCCACGCUGCCCGAUCCUUUCACUCUGAUCUGGGUCCUGCUGGUGGAGGUUGUCUGGCUUACACAGAGAUUUUGCCCCGGGGUGAUGACCCUGCUGAACUAAGGAGAAUAGUGGAUGUGAUGAGGAAAUCUACAGCUCGGGUGGUGAUUGUGUUUGCAAAUAAUUUUCUCAUGAUUAACCUCAUGAAAGAGGUGGUGAGGCAGAAUGUGACAGGCCUGCAGUGGAUUGCCAGUGAAGGCUGGACAUCAGCUGCUGUGCUCCAGACUCCUCACCUCAUGCCGUACCUGGGUGGAACAUUGGGCAUCGCCAUCCGUCGAGGAGAAAUACCAGGACUCAGGGACUUCCUGUUAAAAAUACGUCCUGAUCUACAUCAUAACAACACUGAUGGAAACAGCAUGUGCAGUGAGAGUUGUCCACCAGGUACCCGCAUGGCCAGAAAGAAGGGGGAACCUGAGUGUUGUUUUGACUGUGUUCCUUGUUCUGAGGGAAAGAUCAGCAAUACAACUGACUCCAUGGAGUGCACCAGUUGUCCAGAAGACUUCUGGUCCAGCCCCCAGCGUGACCACUGUGUUCCUAAGAAAACAGACUUCCUCUCCUACCAUGAGCCUCUGGGUAUCUGCUUGACAACCACCUCACUGUUGGGCACAUGUAUCUGUGUUGUUGUUCUGGGCAUCUUCAUCAAUCAUCGCAGCACACCUAUAGUUCGUGCCAACAAUUCAGAACUCAGUUUUCUUCUCUUGGUGUCUCUUAAGUUCUGUUUCCUCUGCUCUUUGCUCUUCAUUGGGCGACCCAGAUUAUGGACUUGCCAACUAAGACAUGCAGCAUUUGGCAUCAGCUUUGUGCUUUGUGUCUCAUGUAUCCUGGUGAAAACCAUGGUGGUUCUGGCUGUGUUCAGGGCCUCCAAACCAGGAGGUGAGUCCAGUCUCAAAUGGUUUGGUGCUAUGCAGCAGAGAGGGACAGUUCUGGUUCUGACUACCAUUCAAGCAGCAAUCUGCACUGCCUGGCUUGUCUCUGCUUCACCAGUGCCUCAUAAAAACACCCAGUAUCACAAUGACAAGAUAGUUUAUGAGUGUGUAGUUGGGUCCACAGUUGGUUUUGCAGUUUUACUUGGUUAUAUUGGUUUACUGGCCAUCCUCAGUUGUUUGUUAGCUUUUCUAGCAAGGAAUCUUCCAGACAGUUUCAAUGAGGCCAAACUCAUCACUUUUAGCAUGUUGAUCUUCUGUGCAGUAUGGGUGGCCUUUGUCCCUUCUUACAUCAGCUCACCAGGCAAAUAUGCAGAUGCAGUGGAGGUAUUUGCCAUCCUGGCCUCCAGUUUUGGCCUCUUGGUGGCACUGUUUGGACCCAAAUGUUACAUCAUCUUGUUUAGACCAGAGAGAAACUCAAAGAAAGCCAUCAUGGGUCGAGGUAAUUAG
This is a messenger RNA of Solea solea (common sole), 2319 nucleotides long. RefSeq names its product extracellular calcium-sensing receptor-like. Gene Ontology annotation, cellular component: membrane. The transcript is spliced from 9 exons. The record is from RefSeq and is a predicted model, not a curated record. Bases 1 to 2319 code for a protein of 772 amino acids. Gene Ontology annotation, molecular function: DNA binding; G protein-coupled receptor activity. Lineage: Eukaryota; Metazoa; Chordata; Actinopteri; Pleuronectiformes; Soleidae. Gene Ontology annotation, biological process: DNA integration; DNA transposition; G protein-coupled receptor signaling pathway.